Durusdinium trenchii is the source of this 324-nucleotide messenger RNA. Lineage: Eukaryota; Dinophyceae; Suessiales; Symbiodiniaceae. The record is from the annotation of a GenBank genome assembly.
AUGCCGCAGUUAGACUUCAGUCAUGGUGCUGCACCUUUCACAGACAAUGACAUCCAUGCUCAGAUUGCCAUCACCAAGGAGCUCUUCUUGUUGGUGAUCCAAGAUCGCUGUGUACAGCGCUUGAUGGAUGAACUGGAUUUGCCUCCCGACCGGGCCAAUCUCUUUGAGGCCAUUGACGCGGACGGCAGUGGAACUCUACACGUCACAGAGCUCGUGCAGGCGCCGUGGCCAUUUCGAACCAAAGGUUCUGUGAUGCUUGACCUCUCAAGAGGUUCAAGAGGCCCUUUGCCAGGUCUUUUUGUUUCUGUUUACUGCUUGCAAUGA